AGAAUUGAAAACCUUCCAACGGAAACAGAAACCAAAGAAAAAAAAAAGAAAAAAAAAAGAAAAAUAUUUUCAAAGCAAAUUGUUUGGAUAGAGAGAGAAAGCUGAAAAAGCCUGAAAGAAGAAGAAGAAAGAAGGAUGAUAUUAUGGAUGAAACAAUUAAGAGUUGCAUUUGGGGCUUCUUUUAUUUGGCUUAUUUGCUUGAUUUACUUCACCCAGGGUUUCAGGUCCUUUGUAUGGACAGCAGUUUCUUACCAGCUAAAAGAUAGGCUUAAGUUGUCACCCUCAGCUUCCCAAUUUGUGUUUUCAAUAGCAUUCUUUCCGUGGAGCAUUAAACCGCUAUACGGAAUUGUAUCGGAUUGUAUUCCAAUCAAAGGAAGAAAAAGGAUCCCUUACUUACUGAUUGCGACUGUGCUCUCUCUUGUACCAUGGCUCAUGCUAGGCCUAAAUGCAAACAUGAGGAGUUCCAGUUGGCACCUCAUGACCCUCUUAACAGUGCAAAACUUGGGCUCAGCCACAGCAGAUGUAGUUAUUGAUGCAAUGAUUGCUGAAGCAGUAAGAUUUGAGCGGGCCUCAUUUGCCGGAGACCUCCAGUCAGUAUCUUGGUUGGCAAUGGCUUUGGGUGGCAUAUUUGGAAGUUUGUCAGGAGGAUAUGCAUUAACCAACUUAGAUAUAGAGACAAUAUUUCUUCUUUUUUCUGUACUACCAUCCAUACAGUUGUUAUCUUGUUUCCUGGUUGAGGAGAAUUCUGUAGCUAGUAAAGUUUUGCCUGAGUUUUCUGAUUCAGAAAGUUCCCAUGGUCUGAAUGGAAAAAAUAGUACUGAUAAUACGAAUGGUAUUCUAGAUAAAGAUAGUUUCUUUGAGAAAAAAUCCAAACAUAGUACUUCAAGGAGAAAGAAGAGCCAAAAGAACAGUAAGAAGAAACUAGUUGUUCCUACUAAACACCAGAGUCCUGAAAAAGUUGACUCAGUGACAUAUUCUUGGUGGUUCCACUCUCUGAAAGCAGCCACUUAUAAUUUGUGCCGCACUUUUAGGCAACCACUCAUUUUCAGACCAAUGGCUUGGUUUUUUUUAGCACAUAUUACAGUUCCAAACCUCUCAACAUCCAUGUUCUAUUAUCAGACUGAGUACUUGAAAUUGGAAGCAUCUUUCUUGGGGACUGCACGUGUUGUUGGAUGGUUAGGCCUCAUGUUUGGAACAUUUACUUAUAAUAAGUACUUAAAGACGAUGAAGUUGCGCAAAAUCCUCUUGUGGGCUCAUAUGGGUUUGUCUCUAUUGAGUCUUCUAGAUGUUGUUCUAGUGUCUCGAAUGAAUGUUCCCCUUGGUAUAUCAGAUAAGACAAUGGUGCUGUUUGGAUCAGCUCUUAGUGAUGCAAUCAAUCAGUUCAAGUUUAUGCCAUUCCUGAUUUUAUCUGGACAACUAUGCCCACCUGGAAUUGAAGGGACAUUAUUUGCCCUUUUUAUGUCAAUAAACAACUUAGGAUCCACAAUAGGAUCAUUUGUGGGUGCCAGUUUGGCUUCAGUUUUGAGCAUAUCGUCGGGUUCCUUCGAUAACUUGCUUAUGGGCAUUAUCAUUCAAGUCUUGUGCACUUUUAUUCCAGUAGCUUUUCUGUUUUUGAUUCCUAAGGAAGCUACUGGGAUAUCAGCAUAGGUAGUGAUUGGUUUUUCAACCAGAAAGAAUUGGCUAGUAACUGACGAAGAAAAAGUUAUAGUUUACUUUUUAAGAUUUUUUUUUUUUUUUAUAUACUUUUUUAUUGCAGGUGACACUAAAGAGUCUCGAGUUAGAACUACUUUGAAAGUAUACAAAUUUUAUUCAGAAUUUAGCUUGACAAAGUACUGAUUUGUGUAAUUUUGUGGAAAAUUAAUUGUUUUGUAAUGUAAUUUGAAUACGGAAAUUGUUGUUGCUGUAAUAGUUCAUGGCUGUUGAAGUAUUGAUAAGAAAAUGGCGGUUUGGUGACUGUUGAAA
This is a messenger RNA of Ziziphus jujuba (common jujube), 1962 nucleotides long. Its product is annotated as probable folate-biopterin transporter 4. The record is from RefSeq and is a predicted model, not a curated record. Bases 136 to 1647 code for a protein of 503 amino acids. NCBI's taxonomy places the organism in Eukaryota, Viridiplantae, Streptophyta, Magnoliopsida, Rosales, Rhamnaceae. The transcript has 7 exons. Gene Ontology annotation, cellular component: membrane.